Molecule: messenger RNA, 1893 nt
Organism: Beta vulgaris subsp. vulgaris (sugar beet)
Lineage: Eukaryota; Viridiplantae; Streptophyta; Magnoliopsida; Caryophyllales; Amaranthaceae
Product: tocopherol cyclase, chloroplastic
Exons: 10
Coding region: 258-1775 (505 amino acids)
Molecular function (GO): tocopherol cyclase activity
Source: RefSeq, a predicted model, not a curated record
GUCGCAGUUAUUAUUUCAGAACAAAAUUUGGCAAUUUUCUCUUCCAUCCUAAUUGAAAAACAAAUUUGUUUUCCACCCGCCAGUUCUUCCACAAUCCACAUACUUCACUCUCACAGUCUCACCUCAGUCACCUGGCAACAUAUUUGACACAAUUUUACCAAUUCAAACCUAACCCUUUUUUUCCAUUAAUGAUAAUAUAACAUAACCCAAUCUUUUUCCUUAUAAACAUUAUAUUAUAGUCAUUGAUAGUAUAAACUAUGAGUUUUUCAGCAACUGAUCUUUCCUGUGGACUUUCAUCAUCUUCAAUCACUCUACCAUCAAUUAAAACCCACAAAUCUUUCAACCCAUUUGAUAAUUUAUCGUGUUCCAAUCUUCAAUUACCCUUAAAUUUAAGGCUUCAAACUACAAAUAAACGCAUUUUUUCCCCUCAUUCUUCAAUGGCAGGAACUGGGUCUUCUUCAGAAUCUUCUGUUAUGGCGGAGGAGAGAGAAAAUGGCGCCAUUACUCCUGUUUACGCUCCUACUCCCCCUAAUCGAGAGCUUCGGACUCCUCAUAGUGGAUAUCAUUUUGAUGGGAGCAGUAGACAAUUUUUUGAGGGCUGGUAUUUUAAGGUCUCUAUUCCAGAAAGGAGGCAAAGCUUCUGCUUCAUGUAUUCGGUUGAGAAUCCUGCAUUCCGCAAGAAAUUAACUCCCAUCGAAGAAGCAAAAUAUGGCCGUCGAUUUACUGGAGUUGGGGCUCAGAUUCUUGGCGCUGAUGACAAGUACAUUUGCCAGUAUUCGGAAGAAUCACCCAACUUUUGGGGAAGCAGGCAUGAGUUAAUGUUGGGAAGUACAUUCAAAUCUAGCGGAAGUUCACAGCCUCCCAACAAAGAGGUUCCUCCAGAGGAAUUCAAUGAGAGAGUGUCUGAAGGUUUUCAAGUGACCCCACUGUGGCAUCAAGGAUUCAUUUGCGAUGAUGGCAGGUCAGACUAUGUCGAAACAGUGAAAACAGCACGUUGGGAGUAUAGUACCCGUCCUGUAUAUGGCUGGGGUAAUGUGAGCUCGAAACAAAAAUCAACUGCAGGUUGGCUUGCUGCUUUUCCUGUUUUUGAACCACACUGGCAAAUAUGCAUGGCAGGGGGACUGUCAACAGGUUGGAUCGAGUGGGAUGGAGAAAGAUUUGAAUUUGAAAACGCGCCUUCAUAUUCGGAAAAGAACUGGGGUGCAGGUUUCCCCAAAAAGUGGUUUUGGGUCCAAUGCAAUGUCUUUGAGGGUGCAACCGGAGAAGUUGCUUUAACUGUUGGAGGUGGGUUGAGAGAGCUUCCUGGUGGCAGAAUUGAAAAUGCGGCAUUGGUUGGAGUGCACGACAGAGGAAUUUUCUAUGAAUUUGUGCCAUGGAACGGAUCUGUCGAGUGGGAGAUUGCUCCAUGGGGUUACUGGAAAAUUUCUGCUAACAACGGAUCAUACAUGGUGGAAGUAGAGGCGAAAACCGAGGAUCCAGGUACACCUUUGCGUGCUCCUACCCCAGAGAAUGGUCUUGCUGUUGCUUGCAAAGACACUUGUUUCGGUCAAUUGAAAUUGCAACUGUGGGAACGAAGAUCAGAUGGCAGCAAGGGAAAGGUUAUCUUGGAGGUAACGAGUAACAUGGCAGCUCUGGAGGUAGGUGGCGGACCAUGGUUUGAGGCAUGGAAAGGAAGAACCACAACGCCGGAGAUUCUGAGUGCCGCUCUUAAGGUUCCCAUUGAUAUGGAGUCAGUCUUUGGUUUCAUUCCAUUUUUGAAACCUCCUGGCCUUUAAGCUUGGACCUUAAUCUUGUCUUCUGUAUGUAGUAUGUUCUUUCACUAUUAAUUGCAUAUACUUUUAUGAAUAAAGGUGAAAUAUCUUAUUUUAUUCUAAACGGUAUGCUAUUUACUUA